UACGUUAAUGGAAGAAGAUGAAAAGAGACUUGUCAGUAAUGAAGACGAUAAUCUCACAGUAUACGGUUCAACAUCAAACCAACCAGAAGAGACACUGGUCAGUGACAAAGACAAAGAUCCCACAGAAAAUAGUUCAGAAGAUAACACAAAGGAGCUGAAUGAGAUCUACGAACUGGUUGGCCUUGGUCCGGCCCAGUAUCUUUACUGGAUAUUAACUGUACUUGUAGCAUCUUCUGACUACGUAGAACUAACACUUCUCUCAGUAAUCCUCCCUACUUUGAGGUGUAUCUGGGACUUAUCCUACGUGUUUGAAGCAGCAACCACUGUGGCAGUAUAUGGCAGCUAUGCAAUCUGUGCGGUGGUGUUUGGGAAGAUAGCAGAUAAGUACGGGAGAAAGCCGGUUAUAAAGUGGGCUACAAUAGUUCUGAUGGUGGCUGCUACCGCUGGUGCUGUGUCCCCCAAUGAGUGGGUCUUCCUUCUGACUAGAGUUCUGACAGGGGCUUGUGUGGGAGUUAACAUCAGCUGUAUAGCCUGCUACUGCACCGAGUUCUCUGAGAGUCGUUACCGUGCACAUGGGAGCUUUAUUUUCAGUGUCUCCAUGAAACUAGGAAAGGUUGGGGUUAAUGUUCUCGCCUAUCUGCUGCUUCAUGUUAUAGGUUGGAGAUGGUUUAUCAUUGUCUGCACAAUUCAAGCUGUUCCGACACUUGUAAUGAUUAUUAUACUUCCAGAAUCUCCUCGUUAUCUGUGUGCUAAUGGACAACAGGACAAGGCAAUGAAGGCUAUCAGGUGCUUGGCACGACUCAACGGAAAGGAGCUAUCGGAUGACUUACAAGUGGUUUGCUGCUCCGAUCAAGAUUCCGGAAGUUAUUCCAAGCUUCUCAGCAAGGAACAUAAGAAAUCAGUCAUAGCUCUUUCUGUGAUUUACUUCAGCAAUAUCUUCGUUGAGUAUGGUCUUAUCACUCUGCUGCCCCUACUAUUUAGUUCCGAUAUCUGUGGCGCUGGAGUGGCACCAGAGCAUAUAUGCCAAAACCUCUCUCAAGAGGACCUUGCGAAGUUGUCAAUUGUAACUUCUACACAAAUUGUCGCAGCGGUUGGAGCAUUAAUUCUAGCCCUAACAGUGAAUCGUUUGGUACCAUUGAGAGUAGCUAUUGGUUUCGCUGUGCUCUCCAUGAUGUGUUUUUUUGUGUGCGUAGGUCCAGUAUUUACAUUAUUAACCUCAGUGGUUAUCAAAAUGUGCAUAGCUGUGUCCAACACCUUAAUCUGGAUAAUGAUGCCAGAAAGCUUCCCAACUGAUAUUCGUUCCACGGCUAUUGGGUUCAUUAACGGAUGGGGGAAGCUGGGAGGUUUGUUAGGCGCGGGUUGUGUCUACUUGUUGUUUUAUACAAACCCAUACGCUCUGAUAGGACUUUACAGUGCUGUUGCUCUAAUUGGGUUUAUUAGCUCUUUGGUCUACGAUAGGGAGACGAAAGGAGAAGAAAUGAAAGAAACUUGAAUUAGAAUCGAGAUUACCGUAAUGUUCUACAAGGAUACAAGGAUACAAGGAAACAAGGAUACAAAAGUGAUAAUUAUUUUAUUGAAUUGACAAUAGUUAUAAUUCUGAAAUAAUUUAAGGUUACACAAUUCUAGUUAUUUACAAAUGUGUAGGGAUAAAAUAGAAAUGUUUUAUAAUACUAUUUUUGAGGUCCUAUAGCAUUAUGCAUUGGCCAGUAUUUGAGUAGAAAUCUGGGCUCUUAUAGUAGGCUGUAAAAUUUUCGUUCACAGAGAGAAUUGAAUGGAUUGCUCUUGCUGUGGCAGUAAAUUUUGUAGGGUCUAGUGUUUUAUCGGAUAGCAAACCGGCUAGGUCAGUAAUAUUUUUGGGAUGGAAGUUAAAAUUUUCUCUAACUGAGGAGUAGAGUAAACAGUCAGUUAGAACAUGAAUUUCGUCCUCAAUAGGCUUAAGCCCCUUGCUGAAAAAGCAAAAAGUGCACCAUCGAUGUUCUCUUGGUACUAGGGGGGUUUCGUAACGGCCCCUCUCAAUGUAAAGAUUGUGGCAGCUAAUACGAAUAUAAUUGUACCAUCGUUUUGUACAGUAUAUGUACUAUGUAGUACAUAGUAGGACUAGGAGGUCCAGUCAUGCACGAUAAAAAUAAACUUGCUCAGAUUUUCAAAAUUGUUAUACCACUGUUUUCUAAAAAGUGUAGUGUGAGAUUUUUCAC
Molecule: messenger RNA, 2195 nt
Organism: Bolinopsis microptera
Lineage: Eukaryota; Metazoa; Ctenophora; Tentaculata; Lobata; Bolinopsidae
Product: putative transporter svop-1
Exons: 1
Coding region: 8-1492 (494 amino acids)
Biological process (GO): transmembrane transport
Cellular component (GO): membrane
Molecular function (GO): transmembrane transporter activity
Source: RefSeq, a predicted model, not a curated record